CGCGCUGCAGGUCUGGUUCGGGCAGGCGCUUCGUUAUCUGACUGGAGGACAUCCGACUGGAGUCUGGUGUGUCGUAUCUCUGCUUGUAGCUGCUGUAACAGCUCUGAGAUGAACAGACAGCCUUUGUUUGGGACACAGACGCCGCCGGAAGAGUCAGAGGAUCGUCCUCGGACGCCUGUUACUGCUCGGUGUGCGCGUACUGGGCAGUAGCUUCCCGGUCAUGAUGAACCUGUCGUCGUUCGGAGCGGCUCGCGCCUCCGUGAUGGUGCAGAGGCACGUGCGGCUGUGUUGGGAAAUGCGAGAUACGAUGUUUGGUUUUUUUUGACAGCGUGAGGACACUUUAAAGAUAAAUACUGCGUCUGAUUCACGAGACAUUACCUGACCAGUGUGCGCCAUUGCGAUUCACCUGCCCCUCCAUCAGAUGAACGGGGAUCCUGGAUGUCUUUGGAUCAUAGCUACAGUAUAAACUGAUCUUACAAGCUCUUUUUUGUCUACCUCAUUUAAUUUAUCAUGGACUUUGAAGUCAUCACAUGGACUCAGGGAAUGAGGAGCAUUACACUGUCCUGUUUAUGUUAUUGACAUCAGUGCUUGCUCUGAAGCUGGACAUUGUGCUCUUCUUGCUGUUUAUAAAGCAGCGCAGUCAUUCUGAGGAUCCAUCUAUCCUCACAUCCUCAUGUUAGAGUAAAUAAGAUGUUCUGCCCCUCCCUGAUAACUAUAAUACUGUGUAAUGUUUGAUCUCAAGAUGAAGGAGGUGUGUCGUAUUUGUGGACGGGAACUCUGUGGCAACCAGCGAAAAUGGAUCUUCCAUCCUGCUGCCAAACUCAACCUGCACGUGCUGCUCUCUUAUGCUGUGGGGCGGGAGCUGACCCGGGACGGCAGAGGAGAGUUUGCCUGCUCCAAGUGCACCUUCAUGCUGGACCGCAUGUACCGCUUCGACACAGUCAUCGCCCGUGUGGAGGCCCUGUCCAUCGAGAGGUUGCAGCGGCUUCUGCAGGAGAAGCAUCGACUGAGGCAGUGCAUCAGCGGGCUCUAUCGGAAAACAAAUUCAGACGAAGGGGCUGUAACAUUAAGUGGAAGUGAUGACGGACCAGGGGAUGGGAUGGUGGAUAUUUCAGGGCUAACUCAUGCAAAGUAUUGUGCCCUGCUCCAGGAGGAUCUCGUCUACUCUUUGUAUGAGUCCUGGGCAGAUGACAGCCUGGACUGCCACCAUCACCACCAUCCUCAAUGUCCUGCUGCUCCAGGGUCAGAGGUUACAGUUGCAGGCUCACAACGGUGUGCGCCCAGCACUCCCAGAAGGUGCCGGGGAUGUUCUUAUUGGCGGGUGGCAGACUCUGAUUAUGAAGCUGUCUGUAAGGUGCCCAGAAAGUUGGCCCGGAGUAUUUCUUGUGGGCCAUCAACCAGAUAUUCAGCCAGUGUGGUUGGGGGAAGUUUGACUGGAGGUGGUGCAGGUGGAGAAGGAGAGAGGAAAUAUGUGGAAGAUUCAGAAGACAUCCCCUCCUCUCAGACUCUAGUUCCUGGAUCUCAGGACCCCUCGAGGACCUCAGAUAGUGAUCGCACUCUAGCUGGCCGAGCCAGCUCAAGCCCCUCUAUAGCAUCCCUGGAGGCAGCUGAGGAAUAUAUUCAGCCUGGAGCCAUAACAGAUGGACCCCUGAGCUCUCCAGUGGAUGCAAUAGAAGACCAGAUAUCUGACUCCCUCUCUGAGGAGCACAUGGGAGCUCCACUUGGCCAGGCCUCUCCUAGACGCACUUUCUCUCUAGCCCUCUCUUUGCUGCAAAGCUGUGCUGUUUAUCGGCCAGUCCGGAGCACAAAAGGGAGCAAGCUCCCAGUCUUGCUCCGACGAAGCUCCAGCAACGGGGGCACAAGGUUGUCCUUUACCGAUCCCAUGAUAGGAAUGCCUUAUGGAAGCCCAAACGGAGAGAGACACAGUCACAUGCCAACACCUGAGCUGGAGACCCCUCUGAUCAGAGUGGACACUGGGCUGGAUCAGGAUCUGAACCUGGCAGACAUGGAGAAAUUAUUUGAAGAUUUGUACAAAGAGUAUCCUCCUCCUCCUCCCCAUCAGAGUCUUGUUGAAGAGCAGCAGAGCCAGCUGAACCAGUAUGAGUGUGCGGCCGGUCAGUGUGUCAGCGAGCUGCAGAAGGCCCAGCUCCAGGUCCAAUCCCUGCAGGCCAAGAUCCAGGAGAGUGAGGCCAACAACAUGAAGCUGCAGGAGAAGCUGAGUGAGAUGGAGUGCGAGCUACGUUCGCUUCGCCAGGCCUCUCAGAGUCAGGAAAGAACCAUUCAGGGCCUCACAGAGUCUCUCAGCACCAAAGACAACGAGGCCCAGGAGCUGUACCAGCUGAUUGAAGGGCAGAACACCACACUUUGCAAGCUGCAGGAAAUAGCCCAUCGCAGCCAGCUUGCUCAAAGCAAGGCUCCAGCAGGAGUUAGCGAGUCUUUGGCGCUCGCUCAGCUGCAGGGCGAGCUGGUCGGGGUGCAGAGCUCCCUCUUCUCUCUUGGUUUGGAGCUGGAGGCCAGCCAGAGGAGUCUGAGACAGAGCCAGAGGCAAGCCGAUGACCUGAUGAGGUUCAAGGAGAGACUAAACUCAGAUCUACAGGAGGCACUGCAGCACAGAGAGGUCACCGAAAAACACAAUCAGGACCUGCGCUGCGCCCUUCACAAACUUCGCACUGAGCUUCAGGCCAAAGAAGCAGCUUUAAAGGAGAGCGAAGCAGAGAAACACGCUCUGACGCAGGAGAAAGACCGGAGUGUCGCACAGCUCAAAAGCACUCUGCAGGACAAGGAGCAACAGUUGCAGGAGUACUCAGAGAUGGUGGAAUCAACGGGAAGCUCCAAACCAAAUCCAAGAGACGCCCUGCUGGAGAAACUGAGGGAGCGCAUUAAAGAAAGAGACAGAGCUCUGGAGCAAUCCAUCGAUGACAAGUUCCGCUGUGUGGAGGAGCGUGAGGGCCAGGUGAGGAGGCUGCAGCUGGCUCUGAGAGAGAAGGAGCGAGACCUGGAGAGACUCCGCUGCAUUCUCUCCAACAACGAGGAGACCAUCACGAGUCUUGACGGUUUGGUGCGGGGUAAAGAGCUGGAGCUGGAGCAGGCAGCAGAGGCCUACAGGAACCUCCAGUGGUUGAAACAGCAGAGCGACGAGAAGGAGAGAAACUCCCUGAGAGAGAAAGACACCAUCAUAACCCAGCUACAAGCAGCACUACAGACACGCAGCCAGGAGACUCAGGAUCUCACAGCUGCCCUCAUCGCCAGAGUUCAGGCCGGUCCCACUGAGGUUGUGGAGGAGCUGAAGGCUCGGCUGGCUCUGAAAGAGAAACUCUUCCAGGAGCUUUUGGCAGACCGCAGCCGGCAAUCUAAGGAACACCAAGCACAGAUCCAGGAUCUGCUCAGCACUCUCAGCUCCAAAGACCAGUAUCUGCAGGACUACUCCUACAGGCUUUCCUUAGUGAUCAGUGAGCGGACUGGCCAGCUACAGGAGCUUCGCAAGCAGCUGUCAGAAAGAGAGCAGGAGCUGCAUGAACUGAGAUGGGACAAGGAGAGAGACACGGGAGGAGAGACGGAGCAUCUCCAGAGUCUCCUUAAAGAGAAGGAGGCCUUUAUCAAGGAGCUGAUGAAGGCCCAGGAAGAGGCCAUGCAGCCGUUUUCCAAGGAGAGCGAGGCAGAGAUCAAGGCUCUGAAGGAAGACAUGCAGCUGGUGCUGAAAAAGGAGGCAGAGGCUCAGAAGGAGAUCUCUGCCCUGCGUUCGUCUUUAGCUCAGCAGCAGUCAGAAGGAGAUGCCACAAAAGACAGCACUGAUCACAAACAUGUGCUGGAGCAGCUGGUAUCAGAGUACAACAAGCUGAAUGACGCCCUGAGGGCAGAGAAGAGGUUAUACCAAAAUCUCACUCACAUUCACAAGAGUGACAGCAGCUCAGAGAAGAUCCGGGCCCUCCACAUGGAGUUGGAUUCAGUUCAGGCACUCCGCAGACAGCUGGAGGAGGUCCUGUCUCGGACCCGUAACACGGCCCUGCUACUGGACAGGGCAGCUAAAAGGCAGCCUGACUUUGGAGAGCUUAGCACAGAGGAGGAAGAGGGAGACGAUGAAGACGGCAGCAGUGAGGAGUUCACAGACAGCAUAGAGGAGGAUGACGACAGUGUGAAUGCCAGAAGUUUGACCUCCGGUCAGGCUUCGGUUAAGGCUCAAGGACCUGAGUGUGUGACCCGAGGGCUGGUGAGGGAGGCACAGUCCCAGAGAGCUGAUGUAAAGCAGCUCGAUGAAGCAAAGAAGACACUCGAGUUUGAGCUUGAAGAAAUAAAGUCACAGCUGGAGAGGGAUGGAUACACCUCUGUAGCUCAGAUGAGGAGUGCCCUGCAGAAGCUGCAAAGGGAAAACCAGGCCCUGAAAGAAAACCAAGUACGAGCUGGAGUGGUGGGGACAAACACAGAGAAGAGUCUGAGCCCAGAAGAAGAACAGGAAGAAGAAGAAGAGGAGGAAGAAGAAGAUGAGGAGGAGGAGGAAGAAGAGGAAGAAGAAGACGAGGAGGAGGAGGAGGAAGAGGAUACUGAGGAAGAAGAUGAACUGGAAACAUCUCCGGUGCCGGCAGGGAAGCGAGGUCCUCCAUGUGUUAGUCUGAGCAGCGAGCCGGGGAAGAGGCACUGCAUGAGGCCAUGCUCUCUGAACCUGGGCACACUGACAUCUCACCAUCUCACACACCAACCUGAAGCGGAGACAGCGGUCGCUGGUGACAGCUCUCAGGUCAGAGCGCUCUGGCGAGAUAAAGAGGAUGGCCUCCGUGAGCAGGCAUCUCGUCUGCACGCUGAUCUGACUCUGAGCCAGCAGGAGAACAGAGAGCUGCAAGAGAGACUGAUGGUGUCUGAGGCCACGGUCCAAGCUCAGGCCGAACAGCUGAAGGAGUACAGAGAUCUGCUCACCGAGACGUCUGUCCAGCAGGCCAACAAGCAGGUGCAGGUGGAUCUUCAGGAUCUGGGUUAUGAAACUUGUGGCCGGAGUGAGAACGAAGCAGAGAGAGAAGACACCAGCAGCCCAGAGUUUGACGACCUAGAGAUGUGCACGUCGCUGUCCCAUCCUCAGGACUGUGAGGUUGGUGGCUGGUACGCUGGAAGCUGCAGCAGCAACAGAGGCGCUUAUGAAAUGAGGGAUGAGUCGGCGUCUCUCCAGCAUCUGGUCCAGGAUCUGCGCUCACAGCUGACUCGCUGUCACAAAGUGAUCCGUGGACUGCAGCUCCGUGUCCGGUCUUUGUCUGCGACCAGCGACUAUGCCUCCAGCUUGGAGCGCACUCCCCGCAAGGUAAACUGGGCACUUGAGAGAUCACCAGCCCCGAGUGGUGUCGAUGAGGAUGAAGGCUGGUUAUCUGAUACCCAAGGGGCUCGUCCAGGGUCCAAGCCCAGCAGGGAGCUCCAAGAACUGAUGGAACGAGUUGCAUCUCUGGAGGCUCAGUUGAAAACUACCAGAUCGGAGGGCAAAGGCCAAGCAGAAGAAGGGAAAUGUGCCACCUGGCCUGGGAAGUACAACUCUCUGAUCCAGGCUCAAGCUCGUGAGCUGUCCCACCUGAGGCAGCGCAUGAGAGAAGGGCAAGGAGUCUGUCACAUCCUGACCCAACACCUGGGAGACACCACCAAGGCUUUCGAGGAGCUCCUGCGGGCCAAUGAUAUUGAUUACUACAUGGGUCAGAGCUUCAGAGAGCAGCUGGCACAGAGCACCGCCCUGGCACAAAGAGUGGUCACCAAGAUUAGUGGACGAGAACGUGCAGAGAGCCAUGACGACAAGACAGGCCACGAGUUGCUCGCCUUGCGGUUGAGUAAGGAGUUGCAGCAAAAAGAUAAAAUCAUUGAAUCGCUCCACACGAAGCUGCAGCACCGCCCUGAGACCCCGUCCAGUUGCCACGCGCUCUCUGAGACGACGGACCAAUCAGAUAGGACCUCCUUGGUGUCCGAUGAGUACCAAACCAAUGAAGACUUGGAGCUGUGUUCUGAUUUGGACACCAGGGAAUAUCAGGAGGAGCACCGCCUCCGGCAGCCAGGACUCGGAUCAGAUCCGGAAGUCCGUUCUUCUAUCCCACCACCUCUUCCUCCUCCUCCUCUUCAUGGCCUCCUCAAGUCUUCAAGCAGCUGUCCCAACAUGCUUUGCACAGCCGCUGUGGGUUUGACCAGAGCCCUUUUCAGUGAGCCUGUCUCCUCCUCCUUCUCUAUCCCCUCUGGCCCUGACGGCUGGGGUCACGAAGUUAUGUUUGACCCCCGGCCCAGAGCUCUCUCUGUGAUGGCUGUUCGCCCAGAGCUGGACACGCUGUACAAACAGAUGAAUGAGCAGAACAGGGGCUUCCCAGAGGCUCAUGACAAGGCUCUGUUCACCCUUUCACCUGAUCAUCACAACCAGCAUGGCCUGUCAAGCUACAGCCAGCUAUCCCAUCAUGCCUUUCAACCCUACCAGCUGGGGGGCAUCCCUACAGGCCACUUAAUGAAGUCUGACUCAGGUUUAAUGUCAGGAGGGCCUUUGUGGGACAUGGAAAACUUGGUCGGAAGUUAUUCUGGAUCAUCUGCACACCAACCAGGAAGCAGCCAAACAGGGGUAAACUUAAUAGAGGAACACCUGCAGGAGGUGAGGUGUCUUCGCCAACGCCUGGAGGAGUCCAUUAGGACCAAUGAGAGGCUUCGUCAGCAGCUUGAAGAAAAACUGGCCACCACUGGACGUGAUGGAGGGGCUCCAACCAACAUUUAUAUUCAGGGACUGGACACAGUCACUCAGCUUUCCAAUGAGAUCAGAGUCCUGAAGGAAGAAAACUUGGGUCUGCAGUCCCGCUUGCAGGCCAGCACAGUCUCUCCUGUGCUCUCAGACACAAGUGAGGAGGUGGUACAAUUGAGGGAGGCAGUGUUUACAGCACGCGCUCGCCUGAAGCAAUCAGAGCUGGAAGCUGAGCAGUGGAAGGAGGAGCUCAGACGGCUUCAGGCCCACAGUCAGGAGCAGGGACAGCAGAUUCACACAUUAAGGCAGGAGCGACAGGUCGGGCAGGAGAAAACCAACAGGCUCCAGCACGAGGUGUCACUACUCCAGCAGCAGCUAUGUGAGAGCAGGGAACUGAUCCACUCCCUGCAGAGCGAACUACAUGUCUAUGAUCGAGUGUGUUCCAGCACAAAGGCCAACAAAGGCUACCUGUGUGAGGUACCAGUUCUACCAGUAGAGCUGGGGGAGUUGUUGGGGGAGGUGAGGAGUCUACGGGCUCAGUUGCAAAACAGUGUCCAGGAGAACAGCGCUCUCAAACAGCUGGAGCUCCACAAGCAGCUGGAACAGAAGCUGGGCGUGGGCUCGCCUCGGACUCCCUCGCUCUCUGCUCUCACUGCCAGCCCUCAGAGGGAAAACUUCUACAGACGUCAGCUGCUUCAUGACCCAGCUCCAUCUCCACCAGUCAGGGACAUUGGUCUCUUUAACUGUGGAUCUCCUGGUCCUCCCUACUCAGACUUGGAUGACAGCCAUAGCACUGCCAAUGCAGACCCUCUUGAUCCACACUCUGAGCUGGAAGGGGAUGCGCCCGAUGGAUCAUUUGCGAACCGUAAUGGUCGUCACGCCAUCGGUCACGUGGACGACUUCAGUGCUUUGCAGCAGCAAGUCCUCGAGGGCCGGAGCCUCGUCCAGCGCAUGGAGAUGACCCUGCAGGCCUGCCUUGGUCCACCAAUGCUGGAUGUAAACCAGAAACAGAGCAGCGAGCUGAUUCUGGACUACGGAUGUGUUAGGAGUCUUCUGUCUAACACCAAGACUCUGAGGCAGAUCUUGGAGGAGGCGAUGUCUCUGCUGAAGAUGUUCUGGAGAGCAGCUCUUCCCAGCACGGAUCCCUCCAUCCAGAACCUUAAGAAGGAGCAGUGCAUGCAGGAGGAGAUCUUGUCCUUGAAACUGCGUGUGUCUGAGCAGGAAGAAGUUCUUAAGGGGACAAUACAAAGACUGAGGAGCACCAGCCGCACCAAGGAGAGCAUGGAGCACUUCAUAGUCAGCCAGCUAUCAAGGACUCGUGAUGUGCUGAAAAAAGCAAGGACAAAUUUAGAGACGAAUAAGCUGAGACUUUCGUCUCUAAGUCCCUCCUCUUCCUCUCCUUAUGCUGCUGAAGAGCCAGGAGGUGCUGCCAGAGAGCGGCCUGCUGAUCGCAGUUUCCUGAAGGCCGGUGGUGCUUCUGGAGUCACUCCGACUAGAGCCAGUCAGCGUAUGGCAGCGAGAAAGCGCAGCAGCCAAUGCCUGCUUUAGACUUUCAAAGAACCAGCCUAAAUGCUACGACCUCUGACCUCUAUGCGGAAACAGCCAAGACCCACCAUCCCACCUUUCCCCUCACAAGCCCAGCCAUAGAUGCUUCGGUCCUUCCCUCCUCCAGGCACUGUGUGCACAGUGCAAUCCGCGCCCGGAGGCUUACCUGAUUCCCCUCACCCACUCCACUGUUUGUGACAUCCCCCACCAUCAUGUGUAUUAUUGUCUUUGAGUGAUACAGUCAGCAGUUUGCCUUGUAGUGUGUGUGUCAGAAGAAGGUGUUUAAAAUGUGCCUAUGAAGGCUUCAGUGAUGUGACGGAAGUGGUCUAGGAUGCCUUUAGAUGCCGAGUUACAAAGAAAGAAUUUGGGUAUUUAUCAGGUAAAGAUUUUACAUCACUGGACAGCUUAAAGAUGCACACCGCCUUACCUGCGUUAAAGGCAUCCCUGAGAGAGAGCCAGACAGCCUGUGGAUGGAAGAGAUGUUCAUGCAUGUUUAAAAUGGCUUGUGAAAGGAAUUCUGCACACACGAACACACACACACACAGACAUAUAUAUAUGUGUAUAUGUGUGUGUGUGUGUGUGUGUGAUCGAACCCAGCCCACUCAAAGACAAGACAGCUUCAACUUUGACUGCCACAGAAACUCAAGUACUUAUUCUUGUGGCACUCUAAUUAAAAAAGAUACCUUCUUGCAAAUGCAAUGCAAAGAAAAAUGACACUGACAAUGUAUCAUUACACACAGUGGAGGAAUGUACAGUAGGUAGUCGAUCACUGCUAUUAGUUUGCUACUAGCUAUAUCUGUGUUUGUGGAGGAAGCUUAUGAAUGGUAUGUCAGACAUUAGCUGAGGCUUAGAAACAGCUGAACAGGAAGGUUCCAUUUCAGUCACAAACGUCCUCUUUUAGACCCCAGAGGUGCUUUAUUGGCAUCCAACUCCAAACUGAAAAACGCUAAACAAGUCACAGAAUUGUGAAGCUGGCUGAUUCUGAUUUCCAGGCUGGACUAUAGUUUGUAAAAAGAGGUUCGAGUACUCAAAUGGAACCAGGCUAAACACGCGUAUUCACUCCUCUUCGGGAGUUCUCAUACGAGCAUGUGCAAUAAUGAUGUAGUUUCUUGAAUGAUUAUGCUGCACUGGGUUAUUACUUCUUUGCCCAACACUGAAUUAUUAUCAUUCACGCUCAUACUGAUGUUAGGAGACAACCGGUGUUACGAUUAUACUUAUUUUCCUCGAGUGUUUAUGCAUGACAGAGAUUGUAAAUGUUGAAAAUUUAAACUAUGGAACAGGGGAUCGCCAAAACUUGCCAAAGUUUGAACUUUGAACUCUGUACUUCACUCUGACUUGCCUUAUCCAUGCGAAUGGCGAAACCCCAGUUGGAUCAGGUCGGAGGGGUUACCCGACUUUUAAGUUAUUGGGUGGGCCUGUUGAACCACAGAGACGGUAACCGUUAGACAGCUGUGUUCAUUUUAUUUAAAACUGUGUGACAGAAGUGAGCUCCUUUAUUGGACCAAAAAAAACUCAACCAAGUGGCCAUAUGCUAUUGUCUUUGCUAUUUCUCUUGGUUCAGGCCAUCCUAGCAUUCCCAUGGCAACGGCAAUAUGGAUGAUGCAAACUUUGGCAGGCUGCUGGUGGGGUCGUUGUUCCAUAAUUCACUUACUUCACACUUAGUUUGGUGUGUUUUCUUGCUGUACAUUUGCCAUUUUAUGCUGUAACCCCCCCCCCCCAAACAAACCUGCUUUUCUGGAUGAUGUUUUGUGUGAGUGCGUGUGUGGAAACAUCCAACAUUUGCUUUUUUGCAAAGUUGAUUACCUGGGUAGCUGUGCAAUAGCUUGAUAUGUUUUAUUUUGAUGUUAAACAUCAUUGAAUUCUGAGUGUGUUUGCAAUGUAUGAUUUACAUGCAGUGUACGUUAAGAGGUUUGUGUCACUUUGAAUCACUUAGUCAUAUAUAGGCUGUCUGCUAAGUAAACUAUGCCUUCGUGAUAUUUACGACACUGAUCACAAUGCCAUCCACCUGUAAUGAAGCUCUGAUUGAUGUUGCUUUACUUGCCUUCAAAUUUUAGCUCGAGAGCCUCUUAAGUCUGCUCUCAGUGGUAGAAAUGGCCUUCGACAAGAGUCUACCUGAGUUCUGCCAAAUUAGGUUUUGUUUGCGCUCGAGUCUUCAGAAAAAAAGACAAAAGUUGCGAAGUUUUACAAAAAGUGGUGAAAAGUUUUGAAGAUUUGUGUACUGUAAAUAAAAUGAAAAGCCAGUGACUGAAAAGAUUAUGAAGUGUUUGAUUCACAGAGCACCUUAUAAGAGCGUAAACAAAGCCUUUUUGUUAGGGAGGGAACCAACAAUGCUUUGUUGGUGCCGAGUUGCAUAUGUAUAUUGUGCUCUGAUUGGUGCAGCUUUUUUUUCCUGAGUUUGUGCAUAAUGAACUAGAAGGCCGAUGCAGGACUCUUCAGGAUCCUGUCUCUGAUGAGUUAACCGUGUGCUGUGUUGGCAAAAGUAUUACCACUGAAAGAUUUUGGGAAACAAUAAAAUUAAAAAAAAAAAAAAA
Oreochromis niloticus (Nile tilapia) is the source of this 10752-nucleotide messenger RNA. RefSeq names its product myomegalin. The coding region runs from base 728 to 8224 and encodes 2498 amino acids. Gene Ontology annotation, cellular component: centrosome; Golgi apparatus. Lineage: Eukaryota; Metazoa; Chordata; Actinopteri; Cichliformes; Cichlidae. The transcript is spliced from 41 exons. Gene Ontology annotation, biological process: positive regulation of microtubule nucleation; regulation of Golgi organization; centrosome cycle. The record is from RefSeq and is a predicted model, not a curated record. Gene Ontology annotation, molecular function: molecular adaptor activity.